AUGAGCUCCGCACCGACGACUCGCCUCUUGGCGAGGUCUCUCUUCCAGAAUGCCGCCCGUCCGUCCCCGAUAGCGAGAUGCUCCCCGGCCAUCCUCCGACCCUUCUCACAGACCUCGACUCAGCGCGCCGACGAUGCGAAGAAAGGAGGCCAGGAGCUCCUCGCCGCCAUGUACGGUUCCCGUUCCACAACCUCAACAACGACGUCGUUGGGAACCAGCUCGCCCAGCCACAACCAGACUAUGCUUCUCCAAACCUUGAAAAAAACCGCCGGCAAGAAGUCGCUGCUAAAUGGCGAUCUCGCCCCCACCGGCUCAGGCCUUGACGACCUCGUCCCCGACCAGGAAGACCUUUUGGAGCCAUACCACAUGCACAUCUACUCCCACAAGCACAACACGCACGUGACAGUCACAAAGCCCGACCGUGGCGCCAUCAUCUCCCUGUCAACCGGGAACAUCGGCUUCAAGAAGUCCAAGAGGAAAGGAUACGAUGCCGCGUACCAAUUGACGGCAUACGUCCUCGAGAGGUUGAACUACGCUGGAUGGCACAAGAAGAUUAACAAGCUCGAGAUCGUGCUCAGAGGAUUUGGUGUCGGCCGUGACGCGGCCGUCAAGGUCCUCAUGGCCCCCGAGGGCAGGCUGUGGAGAAGCAAGGUCAUUCGGGUGGCGGACUCGACGAGAUUGAAGUUUGGUGGAACGAGGAGCAAGAACCCGAGACGUGUCUAG
Colletotrichum orchidophilum is the source of this 723-nucleotide messenger RNA. RefSeq lists its product as uncharacterized. The coding region runs from base 1 to 723 and encodes 240 amino acids. Gene Ontology annotation, cellular component: mitochondrial small ribosomal subunit; ribosome. Gene Ontology annotation, molecular function: mRNA 5'-UTR binding; structural constituent of ribosome; small ribosomal subunit rRNA binding. The transcript has a single exon. Gene Ontology annotation, biological process: maturation of SSU-rRNA from tricistronic rRNA transcript (SSU-rRNA, 5.8S rRNA, LSU-rRNA); ribosomal small subunit assembly; translation. Lineage: Eukaryota; Fungi; Ascomycota; Sordariomycetes; Glomerellales; Glomerellaceae. The record is from RefSeq and is a predicted model, not a curated record.